Molecule: messenger RNA, 2006 nt
Organism: Syngnathus typhle (broad-nosed pipefish)
Lineage: Eukaryota; Metazoa; Chordata; Actinopteri; Syngnathiformes; Syngnathidae
Product: meiotic recombination protein REC8 homolog
Exons: 17
Coding region: 1-1689 (562 amino acids)
Biological process (GO): mitotic sister chromatid cohesion; synaptonemal complex assembly; replication-born double-strand break repair via sister chromatid exchange
Cellular component (GO): cohesin complex; synaptonemal complex
Molecular function (GO): protein binding; chromatin binding
Source: RefSeq, a predicted model, not a curated record
AUGUUUUAUGAGCCUGUUAUUUUAAGACGAGGAAGUGGAAGUUUUGCGACGAUAUGGCUCGCUGCGACGAGGGGCACUGCCAUUUCUCGCAGAGAGUUCCUGAAAGUCAACGUUGCUAGCACCUGCAACGACAUCAUGAGCUACAUCCUGGUGCAAGUCCUGCCUCCUCAGCCCGACCUGCCGCGGCCUCGCUUCUCCCUCUACUUGUCCGCCCAGCUGAAAUAUGGUGUCGUGGUGGUCUACCACCACCAGUGUGCCAUUUUGCUGAAGGACCUCGAGUCCAUUGUUGACCAGCUGUUGAAGCACAGCAGGUCCAAGACGCUGGACCUGGGGGGACCGGGCAGACAAAUGAUGCUCUCCACGGAUGCUCUGUCUCACCUGAACGAGAUCGACGGGCCUUUGGACCCGUUCUUUGGAGAGAUGGCCGAGUUCCUGCCGAGUGCCAACGCUCUGAUGCAGGAGGAGCAAUCUCCUGAGCGACGAGCCUCCUCCACAGAGCAUGAAGCGACCCCGACCGGCUUCGCUUCAUCUGAGAGCAGGCACACCGCGUCCCCACAAGACAUCACCAUCGCAGAGCCGCGACCCGCCGGCGCCCUUCAGCCCGAGUUCUUCGACGAAGAGCUGGAACCCGCUUCUACGGAUACACUUGACUUUCUGAUGGGCCAGAAUGACAACUUCCUCGACGAUCUGUUGAGGGCACCGGAGGAGGAAGCAAAGAUGUCACCAGGCAAAGAAGUGGAGGUUGUGCGAGAGAGGGAGCCGGAGCUCGAGAGAGACACCACAGCCAGCACUCUCAACGUGGAUCCUGCGAGUGUGUCCAGCCGGGACCGCACCUUGCCUACCCAGGAUGAGCCUCGCCCCCUCGCUGAUCAACAGACCCCCGUCGGUGUCUCACCGCCAUCCUUGUCGCUUCCGACAGCUAUGGCGCAGAUCCCGGACUCAGAGGAUGUGCCCCGCCCAGAGGAGACGGCGCCGAAGAGAAAGAGGGGGAGGCAGCUGAUUUUCUUGGACCCGCACACGCAGCUCUCCAGAGAUGAGAUGGAGUCGCAGAUCCAGAACCCCCUCACGGAGACCAGGGUGCGGCCGUUUCUGCCGCCAGAGUCGUGGAGGUUGAAACGUGCCGAGGAGCUGCUCAGCGAGCCCUGCGGCGUCUUCCCUGAAGACUUGAUGUUGCUAUGGAGACAGGCAACCACCAUCACGCCCAUGGUGGAAACUGAGGCUUGGCCCCAAGACAGAGCCACGGAGUCCAGCGGGUCCAAGAAAGACCUUGGGAUUGGCUUUGACAGCAGCGCUCGCGAGGUGCAGAAAGACGGAGCAGAACAGGAGGAGGCGCACGAGGGCUCAGGUCCUGGUUCAUUUCCACUGGAGGCGGCGGACCAACAAGAGGGCUCCCGGAAUGUCUCGCCCAUUUACCCACUGGAGCAAGAAAGCAGGACCAGAUCUAGCAGUUCACUGGGGGGGAUCACCGAAAUGCCCGAAUCCAGGCCGUUGCUGGAGGAGGAGCAGGAGAAAACGUUGCUUUUCACCUCUCUUUUACCACCGGAACCCGACCGCAGAACUGUUAGCGUACUGUUCCAGAAGCUCAUCGUGACGUUGGCCACCGGAAGGUUAACCGCCGAGCAAGCCGAGCCGUGCGGGGAAAUCGUCAUCCGCCCCGGUCCCAACUACGACGCCGACCUGCCUUUUUAGUCGAGUAUCCCUUGAUCCGUCUGUUAAGCUGUUUUUACAAAUGUUUGUGACGUUGAUUUGACAAAUUUAAAAAUGUUCCAGUUUCCUAACAUUUUAGAAAUGAAACACUUUUACCUAUUCAAAGAAAGUUUGCUAUUUUUACAAAGUGUAACUGUUGUACUGUUUUUUUGUACAAAUUUUCCAGUUUCCUAAAAUUUUGGAAACGAAACACUUUUACUUAUUCAAAGAAAGUUUGCUAUUUUUACAAAAUGUAACUGUUGUACUGUUUUUAGAUAUGAACAGCGGCCGGCCACCUCCCAGAAAAAUUGUCAGUUGUU